AUGGACACAAGAAAUCACCCAUUUCUGGGUGGUGUGGUGUUCGUGGGCGGACGAAUCCGGGACGAAGUGAUAUUCGUGGCCGUGGUCUGCAAUGCGCAGCUACUCACCCAAGCGGGACUGGGUAUCUCUAUCGCUCCCCUUCACAUAAUUGGCGAUAGCUUUGGCGCCUCUAACGCGCAGUUGUCCUGGUUUCCAGCAGCUUACAGUCUGACUGUUGGCUCCUUCAUACUGUUUGCAGGACGUCUAGGAGAUUUAUUCGGACACCGAAGGAUGUUCAUAGCGGGUUGGCUGUGGUUUGCCCUCUGGUCACUGUUCGCUGGGGUUGCCGUGUACUCUGAUCAAAUCUUCUUCGACGUCUGUCGAGCGUUACAAGGGAUGGGACCGGCGGUACUUCUUCCGAAUGCCCUUGCAAUUCUGGGCCGAACAUAUCCACCUGGCAGGCGUAAAGAUAUGGUCUUCAGUAUAUUCGGUGCGACAGCGCCUGGUGGCUUCCUCCUUGGAGCUGUGUUUUCCAGUAUGCUUGCGCAGCUAGCUUGGUGGCCUUGGGGAUAUUGGAUACUCUGCAUAUAUUGCAUCCUACUUUCGGGAGCAAGCUUCAUGGUCAUACCGUCCGACGAUCCAAUCACCUGGCCAAUUCCAAAAGAGAGAUUUGAUAUUUGGGGCACCACAGUGGGGGUCGCCGGUCUCAUGUUUCUGAAUGUUGCCUGGAAUCAAGCUGGAGUUGUUGGAUGGCAAGAACCCUACACCUACGUCUUCCUAGUACUCGGGGUUCUCCUGCUUGGUUUAUUCGUCUACAUUGAACACAAAGUGUCACAUCCCCUGCUGGAGCUCAGAAAGUUUGCCGUUCCGACACUUUACAUUCUUGCCUGUCUUGCGGUUGGCUGGGGAUGUUUCGGCAUUUGGGUGUAUUAUUCCUGGCAGAUCUUCGAAGUGUUACGACAUGCGACGCCUUUACUAGCUUGUGCAUGGUAUGCACCUAUUGCGGUUUCGGGAUUGUGUGCAGCGAUGACUACCGGAUUUCUCUUGGCCAGAGUCAAACCCAUCAUGAUCAUGCUCAUAGCUAUGGCGGCCUUCUUUGUCGGCUCCACACUUGUCGCGUUCAUGUCAAUUGAACAAAAUUACUGGGCACAGGCUUUCAUCGCCAAUAUCAUCAUGCCUUGGGGAAUGGAUAUGUCCUUUCCGUCUGGCACUAUACUGUUGAGCAAUAGCAUGCCUCGAGAGCAACAGGGCAUGGCUGCAUCGGUCGUCAACACAGUGGUGAAUUACUCAAUCUCGUUGAGCCUAGGCAUCGCUGGCACAAUCGAGCGUAACGUGAACCAAGGCGGCAAUGACGUUUCGAAAGGAUAUCACGGAGCUCUCUACCUGGCCAUGGGACUCUCGGGGUUGGGUCUUGUUGUCGCUCUGAUUUCACUGUUGAGAGAAACGGCCAGUAACAGAAACGUAGGUUGA
Messenger RNA from Aureobasidium melanogenum CBS 110374, 1449 nucleotides. RefSeq names its product MFS general substrate transporter. The transcript is spliced from 3 exons. Lineage: Eukaryota; Fungi; Ascomycota; Dothideomycetes; Dothideales; Saccotheciaceae. Gene Ontology annotation, cellular component: membrane. Gene Ontology annotation, molecular function: transmembrane transporter activity. The coding region runs from base 1 to 1449 and encodes 482 amino acids. Gene Ontology annotation, biological process: transmembrane transport. The record is from RefSeq and is a predicted model, not a curated record.